UAUCUUAUCGCGAGAGUUCAUGUUCGAUGCGACGCUUCUCUGUCAAGAUGGAGGCGACCAUGGCGGAGCAUGUUGUGGCAGAUACUGGCGCAUUUAUUAAAAGGGCUUCUCUGCAAGAAUUUGGAAAGAACAUUUAUACCUUGAAGGAUGUUGUUGAUGAAAUUAGGGAUAAACCAACUAAAAGGAGCUUGGCUUUUUUACCAUACAAGCUCAAUUUCAAAGAACCAUUUCCAGAGCAUGUACGAUUUGUGACAGAAUUUGCUAAAAAGACGGGAGACUAUCCCAGUCUUUCAGCAACAGACAUCAAGGUCUUGGCUCUGACUUAUCAACUGGAAAUAGAGAAUGUAGGAACUGACCAUUUGAAGAACGAACCUGAGAAAAAGGUCCAAAUAUGCAGUACACAAAGACAUCCUGAGACUCCUGUUGGCAUUGCUGGUUUCCAUUUACCAUCAAAAUCAAGUAAACCAGGUACUGUUGUCCAAAGCCCACCUAGAAUGAAUGAGCCACGAGACCCUGACGGUUCACAAUUCAACAGCUUUCAGUUUUGGAGGAGUCCUCUGCCCAGCAUUGAGGCUGAUCUUCUGGAAAUGCUGGCGGUUGACGCCAUCACAGUUACAAACAAACUAGAGUCUGUUGAUCUGUCCACUGACAGCUGGGCAGCUGAAUCUGAAGAACAUGAUGGCACUAAAGGAGACCAACAUGAGGAAGAAGGAGAACAAAGCAGUGAUGAUAGUGCUGAGGAGGAGGAGGAAGGAGAGGAGGAUGGUGGAGGUUGGAUUACUCCCAGCAACAUAAAGCAAGUCCAGAUGGAUGCUGGAAACGGGGGACUCUCAGCAGAUGUCAAAGUGGGCUGCGUGACUACUGACUUUGCCAUGCAGAACGUUCUGAUUCAGAUUGGACUGAAUGUGCUGUCUGUUAAUGGCAUGCUCAUUAAAAACACCAGGAACUUCAUUCUGCGCUGUCAUGCCUGCUUCAAGACAACAACAAACAUGAACAAAUCUUUCUGUCCAAAUUGUGGGCAUGACACCUUGAGGAAGGUUGCAGUCACCAUAAAUGGGGAUGGAACCAUGCAGAUGCAUUUUUCCAGGAAUCCCAAAGUGCUGAAUCCAAAGGGGAAGAGAUACUCUUUGCCUUUGCCACAAGGAGGAAAACAUGCCAGCAACCCCCACCUGGUGGAAGAUCAACGUUUCCCCCAGCAGAGGUUGUCUAAAAAAGCUCGCCAGAAGACUGAUGUGUUUGACCCAGAUUACCUGGCUGGCAGCUCACCGUUCUCUGAGCAUGACAUCUACAGCAGGUCAGCCAACUUACACCUGCGGGACACCCAGACCGGAGGAGGAGGAGGAGGAGGAGGACGACGACGGACAAAUCCGAACGCAGCACGCAAAAAAUUCGUUAAGAAGUGAUUGUGUUCUCACACUACCUGCAGAAUUUGGACUGAAAGCCAGAAAUGUUGAAUUCAGAAAAAGAAAAUUGAAGUAAAAUGUUUUACAGUGAUUUAUCUAAA
Molecule: messenger RNA, 1504 nt
Organism: Megalobrama amblycephala (Wuchang bream)
Lineage: Eukaryota; Metazoa; Chordata; Actinopteri; Cypriniformes; Xenocyprididae
Gene: nob1
Product: NIN1 (RPN12) binding protein 1 homolog
Exons: 9
Coding region: 27-1403 (458 amino acids)
Biological process (GO): ribosomal small subunit biogenesis; maturation of SSU-rRNA
Cellular component (GO): preribosome, small subunit precursor
Molecular function (GO): RNA endonuclease activity
Source: RefSeq, a predicted model, not a curated record